This is a messenger RNA of Medioppia subpectinata, 2334 nucleotides long. NCBI's taxonomy places the organism in Eukaryota, Metazoa, Arthropoda, Arachnida, Sarcoptiformes, Oppiidae. The record is from the annotation of a GenBank genome assembly.
UGUAAGCUAAACAAUAGCGAAGACUAUAUCAAUAGCGAUAAUGAUUACAAUAACAACGAUUAUACCGACAGUGAUAUAGAUAACAACACUACACCUCAAACCAUUGAUUACGAGGUGGACGGGGAGGGCUCAGGCGGGAACCCGAACCCCAUUGACAGCUCCGCCAUCUUAGACCCCGAUGAGACAGAAGAGGUGGAGGACGAGUACGACAGUGGGCAAGAAGUUUGUACCCCAUUGGACGCCCUCCAGGGGCUAAACAUUAGCGACUUUUUGCCCGAAGACUACGAGUCACUGAAAUCAGAGCCCCGGCAUCGAGUGGUCAGACAUUUUGACGAGACGUGGGGUCGGUUUCAGCGGUUUUUCCGUUGGGAGCACCGCUUGUACGACAACCCGGACCUGAAAGCGGUGGCUAACUAUUUGCUGGGUUUGGCCUACGAGUUGAGUUACGACUUUGCACUCGAGCCCGAGUGCUCUCUGGCCAUCACUAUCGUUGACUCGCAGCCACAUCCGACGCCCACCGGCUUCUGGGGCGGAAUUAUCAGCGGAUUGGGUCAAUACGACCAGUGUCUGGACAUCCAGAGCCCACGGGAUGACCGUGGUCAAACAAUCGCCGGCCAGUACUGUAUGCUACAAUUUGUACUGCCGUACCCACUCGUCUCGUCGUACGACCGGACCUUUGAGGACAACCCGUUUGCCACACAAUUGAAAAAUUUUACGGAAAAAUACGGUUUCGGCGGCUAUUCGGCAGUGAAUCCAAUGCUUAAGUUAACGGAAUAUCUAAAUAUGAGAAAUGGAAAGUUCUUUGAGUUCGGGAUUUGUAUUCCCGAUAAAUGCCAUCCAAAAGACAUUGAAAAGGAGUUCAAUAGAAUUAUAUACCCGUUAUUACGAAUACCGGUUGAGAUAAAUGAGUUGACAUGUGCUGUAAAGGACCGACCAAUCAGUUUGGAUGGCUUUCAGGUCUUCUCAAUACUCGUAUUUAGCACACUGGCCAUUCUAGCACUAAUAAGCACCAUGUACGAAUUAUACCACGCCAAUUUAAAACCGCACUAUUUCACCAAAAACACCAGCGCAAAACCGAUACAACCCUCACUAAACCGACUGUUGGUAUCAUUUUCAGUCAUAACAAACACACGGCAACUAUGGCCGGACAGCACCGGGAAGUGUCGGCGCUUCGCACCCAUUAAUACCAUCAAACUGUUGGUGUCGUUGCAGAUGGUGUGCGCCCACACCUACUUCUUCACCGCUCAUUCAUUUCUAUUGAAAUCGUUCAACACAUCCGUACCCUUACAGCUGUUUCACGAGAACCGGUACUUUUUUGUGAGAGCUAAACAACUGGGUAUUGACACCUUCAUGGUCUCAUCGGGUUUAUUAUUGUGUUAUAAUCUUAUCGGGGUGCUUGAUAAAUCAAACGCAAAAUUUAACUAUGUGACUUAUGUGGCCAAACGGUGGCUCAAGCUGUCUAUUCCCCUGUGCGCCGCCCUAUUACUAUACUAUUUGCUACCAUUGGUGGGCAGUGGGCCCGUCUGGCACGAGUGCGACCAGUAUUUUCAACCCGGUUUGCGUGCACGAAUCGUGCUAAUUAUGUCACCAUAUAUACUAUACGGUCUAAACACGUAUUACGAAAUGACCAGACUAGACUCAUUACAGACAAUGACCCUGUCUAUUUUUGCCUACCACAUGAACACUUUACAGUACGUGUGCUCGUUUGCCAUCGGCCUAUUGGCCGGCUAUGGUAUUAAACGGGACACUAAACUAGUCGUGCCGUUUAUUGAGGAGGGUUUGUUAUACCGAGGUGUGACUGUACUGGCGAUGGCUGCACUGCCGGCAGUAAUCAUGUGGAAUAAUACGCUUAAUUUGUUUAACGAUUCACCAUCAGAAAUGAAUGCGGUGUUAUUUUUUGGUCUGGGUAAAUUUUUCUGGUCUGCGUCUAUGGGUUGGGUUUGGUUUGCCUGUUGCACAGGGAAGGCCGUUCAUUUUCCAAUUAUAUUUUAUCGCAUAUAUUCCGUAAGGCAAACAUAUAUCAUGACCGAUCUGAAGACAUUGGAAAAUAUUUACGUUGACUUUACACUUACCCUGAUGUUAUCGUACACACUGUAUGUACUGUUUGUCGGUCCCAUUGAAAAUCUAAUUAAGUACGUGAAGGACUCGUCUUUCUGUAUGAAUGUUAACAAACAAAUGGACAGUUAUUAUUGCGCCGAUCGUACAGAUGGUCACUCUAUGGUGAACUGCACUGAUAGUGCAAACAAGAUUAUCAGCGGAUUGGGUCAAUACGACCAGUGUCUGGACAUCCAGAGCCCACGGGAUGACCGUGGUCAAACAAUCGCCGGCCAGUAC